Molecule: messenger RNA, 900 nt
Organism: Babjeviella inositovora NRRL Y-12698
Lineage: Eukaryota; Fungi; Ascomycota; Pichiomycetes; Serinales
Exons: 1
Coding region: 358-651 (97 amino acids)
Source: RefSeq, a predicted model, not a curated record
UUGCUAGCUGGCUGGGGGGAUCCUCGAACGUUACCGGGAGAGUAGUUUUGAGAUUAAGGGCCUGGGUCGGAUGCGAUACGAAAGCUUGAAUCGACAUCCACGUGCAUUAAGCCAGGUCGCUCUGGUACCUUGUUUUGUUGUGGCCUAGAAACGUUCUGGCAGAGGGUGCAAAUUUAAAGUGUUCUAUAGGCUUUUAGCCCUGCUAUCUCUUCUAUAGCCAUGCCAGAGUUCCAAGCACUGUAUGAACCGUGUCUGGCUGUGGUGUCCCCCGUUGGAGAGUCUUCCAAAACCACCCGGCAUUUCCAGUCAUAAAAGCUGACAUCUACUCUGUUGCUGUUAUAUAUUGUACUGCCAAGAAUGUACACCGCUACCUUUGUAUCUCAUCUGGCCAUCCGUAUGGAACGCCGUGUGCUAUUCCACGUGCGCCAGCUCCCAGCUUUUGACACAUAUAAUACAUUGAAUGCAGAACAUCUUAUCGGCAUCCGUGUUAAGCUCCCCACGUGCCUCUAUAUUAUGGCACUGAUUAUGCACCAAUCCCAAGCUCACGCGAGCCUUAUGAACAUGCAGGAAGCCCGCAGCUGUAAACUCCAAGACACAGACCACAAUUACGAUUUUCCAGCUGAGGUGCUCAUAAAAAACAGUCUUGGGUAGGCUUACGAGAGAGUUAAUGCACUGAAAAAAGAUCGUGCGCUCAUCUCGUCUAACAGCCAUGAGAUAAGUCCAUAUAGCACCGUUGAUGAGUCUCAAAAAAACGGUUACAACCAUAACCUUUUUAUCUGGUGAUACUCACACCCGGCUUGAAACAAGUGGCGGUUGCAUUGUAAUAUCAAAGCAAUUAAUUGUUGUACUGGGUGCGACAUCUGAGGACCAACAUCUUGCUAGUGUGCAAAAGGUGCCAUU